Molecule: messenger RNA, 438 nt
Organism: Nanorana parkeri
Lineage: Eukaryota; Metazoa; Chordata; Amphibia; Anura; Dicroglossidae
Gene: MYNN
Product: myoneurin
Exons: 3
Coding region: 159-428 (89 amino acids)
Source: RefSeq, a predicted model, not a curated record
UAGGGGAAAAACCUUACAUCUGUGGAGUCUGUGGGAAGAGCUUCAUUUCUUCGGGAGAACUUACUAAACAUUUCCGGUCUCAUACAGGAGAAAGGCCAUUUGUCUGUGAAGUUUGUGGGAAUUCUUACACAGAUGUGAAAAACUUGAAGAAACAUAAGAUGAAAGCACACAGUGGAAAUGAAGAAGACGAUGAAUCGGAAGCUGUUGAUGGUACAGUCAGCAACGAGGACUCAGCCAAGAAAAGUCCAGUGCCAGACACUCUUGACCUGACGCAGUCUGAGCUGUUCUUACCACUCACACUACACAUUGGUCCGGAAGACAAUCAGAUGCUGCUGCCUGUGGCAGAUAAUCGGAGUCUUUCCUCUGAGCCUUUGUUAAGGACAUCUGUGACUAACUAUACUGAGCCACAGUUUAUAUUUUUACAGUAAAUGUACUGAG